Messenger RNA from Cuscuta europaea, 2020 nucleotides. NCBI's taxonomy places the organism in Eukaryota, Viridiplantae, Streptophyta, Magnoliopsida, Solanales, Convolvulaceae. The record is from the annotation of a GenBank genome assembly.
AGAUGAUCAAGAAAAAUCAAUAUAGUCAAGUUUCGUGAGGUGGAUGGAAUACAUAAAAUGAUAAAUAAUAAUCUAGGAUUUUCAAUAGACAUAAACACAGCAAACUUUUAACUUGGACAAAAGAAAGUCUAGAUGAAACUCAAACGCCAAAAACACCCCUGAAAUAAAAACCAUGAACCCACCAUCCUCUCGCUCAUCACUCGAUUCCUAACACCUAUGUCACUCGAUUUACUCAUCUAUGUCAUUGCUCUUGCCUCUCAUCCUUAUCCACACUUUCUGCCACACCUUUGCUUUUGGGCACCUCCUUCCUCCGUCGCUUACAGUUCAGACUGCUGAUUCAACUUCAAGUCCCUCAACCAAUUUGAUUCAAAACUACGAUUUUAACAGCCUUGCUUCCACAUUCCAUUUGAUGUGGUCAUAAACAGUGUAUGUUGGGCCGAAUCUAUCAAUCAAUAGGAUUCAAUACUAACACUAUUUGUUCAACUAGCUUUUGCUUAUAGGGUAGUCCCCGCAGAUUAUCCCCAAAUGCAUAUAGUCCCUAAUGAAAUUGUCAUGUAUCUAGAGGAUACUGCUUUCUGAUCCUUGGUGAUAUCAAGAAAGGUAAAAGUGUUCUCAAGUCAUGAGUUCUGAUUCGCCCUCCAACUAAUUCUCUGGUUGAUCAACCCGUGCAACAAGGGAAAAAAAGUUGCUCGCAUUGUCUCAGCUGGAGCAUAAGGUAAUAACAUGGACGUAGGCUCUCUCUUCGCCUUAAAGAAUGCAAAGGGGAAGAAGAAGGCCCCGGCGGGCACUUCUGCCAGGGAGGAGCCCUCCCAAGCUGCUGCCGCCGGUGCUGGUGCCGGGGGGCCCAGAGGUGCCGGGCCCGCGAAGAAGGAGAAUAAUGGCAAGGGGAUCGAGCCCCUGGCAAAGAAGGUAAAGACCGCCGCCCCCGCCAAGCAGCUGACCACCGACGUGGUUGUGAUUGUGGAUGAAGGGCACGUCUCUGCCCCCACCUCCCAGGAGCACAUCAAUCAAGAGUUCUUCGGGCGGGAGAAACUGGAGGCGAUAGUGCCGAAGGGGGCUUCUGUACUGGAGGGCAGCCUGAACCCUUCGGCGCUGAUGAGCCAGAUGCUGCCAUCGGCUGACCGCUUGGCCCUCGCCAGAUUGGACGAGAGCUCCCUUGAGGCGAAGAUCCUUCUGAACACUGCCUCCAGCUUCAUGGGCCUCUGCGAGCAUCUCCGGAGGGUGGAGCAAAUGAGGGAGGCGAAAGGCGCAGCCGAAGGGGAGGCCGCCCUCCUUAGGAAGAAACUUGCCGAGGCUGAUGAUUCUCUUUGCCUGGCCACCGACGGCAUGGAGCAGCGGGUGCAAGCUGCGAGGGCCGAAGGGAUGAAUGAGGGCCUGGCCAAGGCCGGGGAGGCUGCUGCCGAGGCCGCCCGUAUCGCUGCUGAUGAAGCCCGCGCGGCUCAAGAAGAGGCCGUCUCUAGAGCCCGGGAGGAUGCGGUGGCCAGCUUCACUGCCGAGGGGUGGAAGGCUGAAGAUCAGAAGGAGUGGCUCUCUUCGGUGGUGGGGGCUUCGGUGGACGACUGGGUUGGAGGCCCCGGCAAGAUGUGGCUUGCUGGGAGGGGCGACUCCUACUACCAAGGCAGGGAGUUCUUCACCCAGCGCCUCAUUUACCAGAAGCUUGCGAGGCAUUUCAAGAUCGCACCGGAGGAGUUCCAGUCCGAGGCUUAUGGCCUCCCCCUCGGCAGCCAGACGUCAGGAUCCCGCUCCCCGAAGGAGAAGAGAGGCUGGUGCUCGAAGAUUCAGAGACUCUGAGGGAGUGCGGCCUCAGGGGUGAUGGGGACGAGGCCGAGAGCGAGGCAGUUUCUACAGCUGUCGAAGGGGGCGAUGUUGUAGCUCCCCCUUCGUGAAAUGUGUUCCCCCCAAUUUGUAAUCACAUUCUGUUGUACUUAUUGGCUUCGGCCCUUUUGCAAUGUACAUUUGAAUUUCCUCUCUUUGACGAAUGAAUGCUUGCCUUCGGGCUUUGUGUAUAUGAUUUGUCCUC